This is a messenger RNA of Ipomoea triloba (trilobed morning glory), 395 nucleotides long. Its product is annotated as transcription factor MYB12-like. Bases 63 to 362 code for a protein of 99 amino acids. Lineage: Eukaryota; Viridiplantae; Streptophyta; Magnoliopsida; Solanales; Convolvulaceae. The record is from RefSeq and is a predicted model, not a curated record. The transcript is spliced from 4 exons.
AAAUUGGACAUAGAACUGCCAUCUCUAGCUAAGCUAGCUACAUUAUAUUAUAUAUACGCGAUAUGGGAAGAACACCUUGCUGUGAGAAGGUAGGUCUGAAGAGGGGGAGAUGGACGGCUGAGGAAGAUCAGAUCCUCACCGACUACAUUCACGCCAAUGGCGAAGGCUCCUGGAGAUCGCUACCGAAGAAUGCAGGUUUAUUGAGAUGCGGAAAGAGUUGUCGGCUACGAUGGAUCAAUUAUCUGAGAUCCGAUUUGAAGAGAGGCAAGUUCUCUCCCCAAGAGGAGGAAAUCAUCAUCAAAUCGCAUGCAAUUCUGGGUAACAGGUUCAAACUCUUCCGUCUUCACAAGAUAUUUAUAUGAUUCUAUGGUGAAUGUAUAUGGUGUUUAAUUUAU